Molecule: messenger RNA, 2020 nt
Organism: Diachasma alloeum
Lineage: Eukaryota; Metazoa; Arthropoda; Insecta; Hymenoptera; Braconidae
Gene: Prp19
Product: pre-mRNA-processing factor 19
Exons: 6
Coding region: 379-1890 (503 amino acids)
Biological process (GO): DNA repair; protein ubiquitination; mRNA splicing, via spliceosome
Cellular component (GO): Prp19 complex; cytoplasm; U2-type catalytic step 1 spliceosome
Molecular function (GO): ubiquitin protein ligase activity; protein binding
Source: RefSeq, a predicted model, not a curated record
CUCUGAAACCCAAAAAACCUGUCAAUUCACCCCGAACACUCCCCAAACCCCGAAUUGACCUAGAACCUCCAAUAACCCCAAAGCUGAUAAUCAACAGCAAUAAGAAUAAUAAUAAUACCUCGACAAUGGCAUGUACGUAGGCACUACCACUGGCCGAAACCCCCGCGCAGAUCCCCAUGAGUACAAUAACACAAAUUCCCUUCAUUUUUUUAUAUUUUCGAUUUUUUUUCACUGUCAAGUUGCUCUUGUUCGAACGAUUCUUCCUGAGAUUAUUCAGUAUUCUCCACUGUAUAUAACCCCUCAGCCAAGGACGCCCAGCAACGCCAUUAGAACAACGAACGUCACAGGCGUCACAGAGCACCCGAUAAACGUGGCGCAAUGGCGUUCUCAUGUUCAAUUUCGAAUGAAGUGCCAGAGCAUCCAGUUGUCUCACCAGUCUCUGGGUGCAUUUUCGAGAAGAGAUUGAUUGAAAAAUAUGUUGCUGAUAAUGGAGUUGAUCCCAUCAAUGGGAAGGAACUGACUGUUGAGCAGUUGAUCGAAAUUAAUGUAAGUCCAACAGUAAAACCAAAGCCGCCAAGUGCCACUUCAAUCCCAGCGAUCCUAAAGAUCUUCCAGGACGAGUGGGACGCCCAGAUGCUGCACGCAUUCACCGUUCGCCAGCAGCUCCAGACCUGCAGGCAGGAGUUGUCCCACUCCUUGUACCAGCACGAUGCAGCAUGCAGAGUGAUCGCGAGACUCACGAAGGAGCUGACAGCAGCCAGGGAGGCUCUGGCGACAUUGAAGCCACAGGCGGGCAUUGCUCCCACUGCCAUUCCCCAGCCAGCAGUGGCAGUCGAGGCUGGAAGUGGUGCUAUCCAGCCCACAGAGCAGGCUGGCAUCACUGAGGAUGUCAUCCAGAUACUCCAGGAGAGGGCGACUGUCCUCACGCAGGAGAGAAAGCGGAGAGGCAGGUCCAUCCCUGAGGAUCUACUGCCUGCUGAGAGCAUCAGGACCUUCCAAACACUUGCUUCACACCCAGGUCUCCACAGUGCAUCAGUGCCAGGAAUUCUCGCUCUGGACAUUCACGGUGCUGACACGAGUAAAAUACUGACUGGAGGUGCUGACAAAAACGCCACAGUCUUCAAUAAAGACACGGAGCAGGUGGUGGCUAUUCUCAAGGGACACACCAAGAAGGUAACCAGAGUUAUUUAUCAUCCUGAUGAGGACGUCGUUAUGACCGCAUCUCCCGACUCGACGAUUCGCAUUUGGAACGUGGGGACGAGCCAGACUACUCUGCUACUGAGGGCUCACGACGCUCCAGUGACUGGACUGUCCCUUCAUCCCACUGGGGAUUAUUUGCUGAGCUCUUCUCUGGAUCAACACUGGGCUUUCUCGGACAUCAGGACUGGGAGACUACUUACUAAGGUUGCAGGUCCAAGCAGUCAACCCCUGACCACUGCUCAAUUCCACCCGGACGGUCUGAUCUUCGGAACUGGAACCCAAGACUCUCAAGUCAAAAUCUGGGAUCUGAAGGAACAAUCCAACGUCGCCAAUUUCCCGGGACAUUCUGGACCCAUCUCAGCGAUCAGUUUCUCAGAGAAUGGAUACUAUCUGGCCACAGCUGCUGAGGACUGCUGCGUCAAGCUCUGGGAUUUGAGGAAACUCAAGAACUUCAAGACUCUGCAGUUGGAUGAGGGCUAUGAGGUCAAGGAUCUGUGCUUUGACCAGAGUGGUACAUAUCUAGCUGUUGCUGGGUCUGAUGUCAGAGUUUACUUAUGCAAACAAUGGCAAGAACUGAAGGUCCUCAACGAUCACACAGCCACAGCAACGGGGGUUCGAUUUGGCAGACAUGCACAGUACUUGGCAUCCACCAGCAUGGACAGAACACUGAAACUUUAUGGACUUCCCUAGGAUAAUAAUUAAUUUUCUCUCAUUAUUAUUUCAUUUUUCGACGCAUCUCCGAGUAGUAUUAAGGUCCAUAAAGAUAAUGAAAAUAACAACAGUAACGAAUAAUGAAUAAACAAUUUUAAUAGUUUUAACA